Messenger RNA from Paramecium sonneborni, 349 nucleotides. NCBI's taxonomy places the organism in Eukaryota, Ciliophora, Oligohymenophorea, Peniculida, Parameciidae. The record is from the annotation of a GenBank genome assembly.
GUAAUUAAUAUUCAGUUUCAUAUGCAUUUGUACAAUUAACUUAAAUGCUUAUUAAACUUGACAAAUAGCUUAAUUAAAGAUUACCUUCAAGUCCUGCAAGAUCGUUAUCGGCAUCACCAAGCCCUAAAAUGAAUGAUGGCGAUGAUUUUGAUGAAAUUGAUGAACUAAAACCCUAAGCAGAAAGAAUGAGUGUGGGAGAUCCAACAAAAGCAAAAGGUUCUAAACUUUAAUUAGUUCCCAAUAAACCUAUUUAAUAAACCCCUGUACAUAAACACACUUAAAGUUAAUAAAUAAAGUAAGUCACUCCAAUAAAUGCUCCCAUAAUAACAAAAAAGAAAUGACGAGAAAU